Molecule: messenger RNA, 1071 nt
Organism: Ictalurus furcatus (blue catfish)
Lineage: Eukaryota; Metazoa; Chordata; Actinopteri; Siluriformes; Ictaluridae
Exons: 2
Coding region: 1-1071 (356 amino acids)
Source: RefSeq, a predicted model, not a curated record
AUGAAGUGGACAUCGGCGCAGUUUUCUUCUGUAAUGGAUCCUGGAGGGGGACUGGAGGGUACCGGAGGGAUCCUGGAGGGGGACUGGAGGGUACCGGAGGGAUCCUGGAGGGGGACUGGAGGGGGACUGGAGGGUACCGGAGGGAUCCUGGAGGGGGACUGGAGGGUACCGGAGGGAUCCUGGAGGGGGACUGGAGGGGGACUGGAGGGUACCGGAGGGAUCCUGGAGGGGGACUGGAGGGGGACUGGAGGGUACCGGAGGGAUCCUGGAGGGGUUACUGGAGGGUACCGGAGGGAUCCUGGAGGGGGACUGGAGGGGGACUGGAGGGUACCGGAGGGAUCCUGGAGGGGGACUGGAGGGUACCGGAGGGAUCCUGGAGGGGGACUGGAGGGGGACUGGAGGGUACCGGAGGGAUCCUGGAGGGGGACUGGAGGGGGACUGGAGGGUACCGGAGGGAUCCUGGAGGGGUUACUGGAGGGUACCGGAGGGAUCCUGGAGGGGGACUGGAGGGGGACUGGAGGGUACCGGAGGGAUCCUGGAGGGGGACUGGAGGGUACCGGAGGGAUCCUGGAGGGGGACUGGAGGGGGACUGGAGGGUACCGGAGGGAUCCUGGAGGGGGACUGGAGGGUACCGGAGGGAUCCUGGAGGGGGACUGGAGGGGGACUGGAGGGUACCGGAGGGAUCCUGGAGGGGGACUGGAGGGUAACGGAGGGAUCCUGGAGGGGGACUGGAGGGGGACUGGAGGGUACCGGAGGGAUCCUGGAGGGGGACUGGAGGGGGACUGGAGGGUACUGGAGGGUACCGGAGGGAUCCUGGAGGGGGACUGGAGGGAUCCUGGAGGGGGACUGGAGGGGGACUGGAGGGGGACUGGAGGGAUCCUGGAGGGGGACUGGAGGGGGACUGGAGGGAUCCUGGAGGGGGACUGGAGGGAUCUUGGAGGGGGACUGGAGGGAUCCUGGAGGGGGACUGGAGGGAUCCUGGAGGGGGACUGGAGGGGGACUGUACAGUACACACGCUGUGAUUAUAAGUCCAGGUUUCUCAGUGCAUUCAGCGACUCUGCUCGUGGCUAG